Molecule: messenger RNA, 1032 nt
Organism: Schizosaccharomyces japonicus yFS275
Lineage: Eukaryota; Fungi; Ascomycota; Schizosaccharomycetes; Schizosaccharomycetales; Schizosaccharomycetaceae
Product: allantoicase
Exons: 1
Coding region: 1-1032 (343 amino acids)
Biological process (GO): allantoin catabolic process
Molecular function (GO): allantoicase activity
Source: RefSeq, a predicted model, not a curated record
AUGGCUGUUCCAAACAUUAAGCGAAUUGAUGUGACAGAGUUUGACCACAUACUGGGUCAAAACACUGUAGAUCUGGUUUGUGAAUCACUGGGUGGGAGCGUGAUUGCCUGCAGUGAUGAGUUUUUCGCUGCAGCUAAAAACUUGAUUAAUGCAAAACCCCCAAUUCGCAAAGAGGGGCACUUCGUGGAAACGGGUGCUUGGUACGACGGUUGGGAGACUCGUCGUCAUAAUCCAAAACCUUCCGACUGGGUGGUUAUAAAGCUCGGCGUGCCUAGUGGACACGUUUUAGGUUGUGAGAUUGAUACUGCUUUCUUUAGUGGCAAUCACGCACCGGAAGUGAGUGUCGAAGGCACUUUUGUGGCAGAGGGGAACACGGUUACGGCUCAGACGGAAUGGAUUCCCAUUCUUCCUAGGAUUGCCUGUGGACCUAGUCAGCGUCACAUUUUUCAGCUACUCACACCUCCCUCCGAAAGCUUUACUCACGUCCGUCUGCAGCAGUAUCCAGACGGCGGUAUCGCUCGUUUCCGCCUGUAUGGUACCGUGAUUCCUGUCUUCCCUGUCGACCUGGAGGCGCGUAUCGAUCUCGCACACAUGUACUCGGGAGGACUGGCUGUCCAGUGCAGCGACCAACACUUUGGUCGUCGCGACAACUUGCUGCUUCCAGGCCGUGGCGUCGAUAUGGGAGACGGCUGGGAAACAGCUCGUAGUCGUGUGCCUGGUCACACCGACUGGGUAAUAGUGAAGUUGGGUGCCGAGGGAUAUAUCGAUGACAUACUCGUCGAUACGAAUCACUUCAAGGGCAAUUAUCCAAAAGAGGUGUAUUUGGAAGCUACGAAUACUUCUGAACAGGUUCCGAGUGCUUCGUGUGUGUGGAAUCUCAUCCUGCCUGCUCACAAGUUAGGUCCUCAUAUGGAGCAUACGUUUGCCCAGCUACAAAAUAACAACAUUCCCUACACGCACGUUCGCAUGACCAUUGUUCCCGACGGUGGUGUGAAGCGACUUCGUGUGUAUGGACGCCGUGUCAUUCGGUAA